AUUUCAAAAGAAGCACAAGACGAUGAAAUUGCUCUCCAUUUUGAUUGCUGGCCACGUUUUAAGUGCGUUGGUCCUAGCGGCGCCCACAGACGAGGAUGCUCUCUACCAGGACACUCCCUACAUCAAGAAGCUACUGCGUCAAGCCAAAGCUGCUGAGAUCGAGAGCUUUUUGGACCAGAAGACGGAUUCGUGCAAGGAUUUCUACACAUUCUCCUGUGGCAACUACAAACGCAUCAACUCGGCUUUGAGCUCGCAGAUGGACAGCACCGGAUUAUUCGAGACUUUGACCAAAGGUCUCAACCGAAAGAUACUGAAGAUACUCAGCACACCCCACGAUGCACACGACACUCCGGAUUACAUUCAGGUGAAGCACUUCUACGAGUCCUGCCUCCGGAUUACGGAGCUCAACUACAACGAAAGUAGAGAACUCUCCGAAAAUGCUGCCAGAGCUCUGUUUGCCCUACACCAAGAAGUUCUUCGCCAAGAACCUGGACAAUAUGAUUUACCGACGAUACGAAAACGACAAGUCCUUUAAAGAAAUUGACAACAUGUGGCAUCAAUUGAAGUCCACUUUUAGGGAGGCCUUGCUAUCCAGUCCGAAACUAAACUGGAUCGAGCGAUCCACUCGAAAUCUUACCAUCGCUAAGUUGGAGGCUAUGAGACUGGAGCUCAACAACUACUCUAAGGAAAACUUUACCGAGGACUUUGCGGGCCUCAAUUUUCAAACCGCAGACAAUGUGGAAAAUCUGCGUCAGUUUCUGGAGCUGCGUGCAAAGCAAAUGCGGCAACUGCUUCACCAGCCGCCGAAAUCACUUGAAUUUGUCAAAUUGUUAAGCUUCAGCCCGGCCAACAACCUGAUAGAGAACACCAUCAAGAUUCCGGUUGCCCUGCUACAGCCCUUCUACAUUUGGUCCGAUGUCUACCCCAAUGCGGUUAAGUUCGGAACCCUGGCCUUCCUAAUUGGAUACCUAAUUAAUACACGGAUUCGACGACAGCGGACGGAAGCUUGAUGACAAGGGAAUUCCGACGGAUUGGUGAGAUGAGAAGUCCAGCAGCAACUUCCUGAAACGAAGGGAAUGCUUCACCAGGCAGUACGGCCGGUAUGUGUACGAUGGAAUCCAGCUGAAGGAGUCAACCGAGCAGGCGGAGAACAUUGCGGACAAUGGGGGAACAAGGCUGGCCUACGCAGCCUAUCGGAAAUGGUUCGAGUCCCAAAUGACAAAUAGCUCGAGUGUCAAUCAGGUCCUGGCCAAG
This is a messenger RNA of Drosophila santomea, 1254 nucleotides long. Its product is annotated as endothelin-converting enzyme homolog. The transcript has a single exon. NCBI's taxonomy places the organism in Eukaryota, Metazoa, Arthropoda, Insecta, Diptera, Drosophilidae. The record is from RefSeq and is a predicted model, not a curated record. Gene Ontology annotation, molecular function: metalloendopeptidase activity. Gene Ontology annotation, biological process: proteolysis. The coding region runs from base 23 to 535 and encodes 170 amino acids.